GAUUAAGUGCGCCGGGGUGCUGAUCGCAGGUGCCUUGCGCGGGGGAGAGGUUCGGCCUCUCCGCAGCCGACCCGGCUCUUUCCUCCGGCUGUCAAAUCCCUUCUGGAUCCGGAGGCGCUCGGCGCCCGGCAAGCGGCCGGCCCCGAGCGCGGCAUGAACGGCACCGGCCUCGUCCCGGCCCCCCGCGACGGCACCGUCGUCCCGAAACGCCGCUGCAUGUCGGCCGCCGAGCCCGACGUCCAGGCCGCCUGGGAGGAGGAGGAGGAGGAGGAUGAGGACGAAGAUCGCUUCCGAGGGGUGCCGCUCCGGCGGGCCUGCGCGCUCCGGACCUCCGUGCGCUCCCGGGACGCUUUCCGCCGGCACAGCUGGGAGCCGGGCAAGGAGCUGCGCGGGGACCCCGGCUACGAGCAGCUCAGCGCCUGCCUGGAGCGGCUGAGCCCCGACGCCUUCGACGGCAGCGCCGAGGGGCUGGCGCGGCCCCGGCGGGACCCCCGGCGGGCCCCCCUGCUCCACAGCAGCGACGACCUGGAGUCCCUGCUCUCGCAGGACGAGGAGGACGAGGCCGACGCGAAGCUGGCGCGGGAGGACGAGAAGCGGCUGCAGGCGUUCCGGGCCGGGCAGGGCUCCGGCGGCUGCACCCUCUCCAAGUCCGUGUCCCUGAGCGGCAUCGACAGCUUCCCGGACGCCGACGAAAUCUCCCUCUUCGCCUCCCAGCUGAGCCUGGCCAACGGCUUCGGCGCCGGGAGCUGCGGGCAGCUGGCGACCGAGCCGGGGAGCCCGCGCCGGGACGAGACCCCCCUGGGCCGGACCCUCAGCUUCAUCAGGAGGAUGGCGGCGAAGUCCAAGGGCAAGGAGAAGGAGAAGAUGAAGGAGGGCAAGGAGAAGGACGCGCGCUACACCAACGGCCACCUCUUCACCACCAUCAGCGUCUCGGGCAUGACCAUGUGCUUCGCCUGCAACAAGAGCAUCACGGCCAAGGAGGCACUCGUCUGCCCCACCUGCAACGUCACCAUCCACAACCGCUGCAAGGACACGCUGCCCAACUGCACCAAGGUCAAGCAGAAGCAGCAGAAAGCCGCGCUGCUCAAGAACAACUCGGCGCUGCAGUCGGUGUCGCUGCGCAACAAGACCACCAUCCGGGAGCGCCCCAACUCGGCCAUCUACCCCUCGGAGAGCUUCCGCCAGACGCUGCUGGGCUCCCGCCGCGGCCGCCCGUCCCUCUCGCUCUCCAAGAGCGUCUCCACCACCAACAUCGCCGGGACCUUCAACGACGAGUCGCCGCUGGGCAUCCGGCGCAUCCUCUCCCAGUCCACGGACUCGCUCAACAUGCGCAACCGCACGCUCUCCGUGGAGUCGCUCAUCGACGAGGGCCCCGACGUCAUCCUCAACCAGCUGAUGAGCGACUUCGAGACGGACGAGAAGGACUUCGAGGCCGACUCCUGGAGCCUGGCCGUGGACAACAACUACCUGCAGCAGCACAAGAUGGACGUCAUGAAGCGGCAGGACGUCAUCUACGAGCUCAUCCAGACGGAGAUCCACCACGUGCGCACGCUGAAGAUCAUGGCCAACAUGUUCCGCAAGGGCAUGCUGGAGGAGCUGCAGCUGGAGCCCGCCACCGUGCAGAGCAUCUUCCCCUGCGUGGACGAGCUGGGCCAGAUCCACGAGCGCUUCCUCGCCCAGCUCCUGGAGCGCCGCAGGGAGUCCCUGGCCCAGGACAGCAACAAGAACUUCGUCAUCAACCGCCUUGGUGACAUCCUCGUCAACCAGUUUUCGGGCGCCAGCGCGGAGCAGCUGAAGAAGGCGUACUCCGAGUUUUGCAGCCGGCACAACAAGGCCGUGAAGCUCUACAAGGAGCUGCUCACCCGGGACAAGCGCUUCCAGCAGUUCAUCCGGAGGAUGACGCGGUUGCCGCUGCUGCGGCGCCACGGCGUUCCCGAGUGCAUCUUGCUGGUGACGCAGAGGAUCACCAAGUACCCGGUGCUCAUCGAGCGCGUCCUCAAAAACUCCAAAGACAACGAGGCCGACUACGCGGACCUGUCGCGAGCCCUGAAGCUGGUCAAGGAGCUCAUCUCGUCCAUCAACGAGGAGGUGCACACGUUCGAGAUGAACGCGCGGCUGCAGGAGGUGUACGGGCGCGUGGACGGCCGCGCCAAGGUGCCGCUGCACUGGGAGAGCCGCACCGGCGUCUUCUGCAAGGACGAGCUGCUGCGGCGCAAGCUGGUGCACAGCGGCUGCAUGCUCUGGAAGACGGCGGCCGGGCGCUUCAAAGACGUCCUCGUGCUGCUGAUGACCGACGUCCUCAUCUUCCUGCAAGAGAAGGACCAGAAGUACACGUUCCCCAUGCUGGACAAGCCGGCCGUGAUCUCCCUGCAAAACCUCAUCGUGCGGGACAUCGCCAACCAGGAGAAGGGCAUGUUCCUCAUCAGCGCCGCGCCGCCGGAGAUGUACGAGGUGCACGCCGCCUCCCGCGACGACCGCAACAACUGGAUGAAGGUCAUCCAGCAGACGGUCAGCCUCUGCCCCAGCCGCCAGGACUUCCCCCUCAUCGAGACGGAGAUCGAAGCCUCCCUGCGCAAGCUGAAAGACCGCAUCCUGCAGCACGACCGGGAGAUCGCGGAGCUGCUGGAGGAGAAGGUGGGGCUCUUCGCCGACAUGCUGGCGCUGGCGAGCGGCUGCGAGGAGCCCUCGCCCACCCUGGCCCCCCGCACCCUCUUCCGCUCCGACUCGGCCGAGGGGCCCCGCGGCGAGAGGCUGCUGCAUGACGCCAUCCGGGAAGUGGAGAGCCUCAAGGAGAUGUUCACGGGCGCCGGCCGGGACCAGAGCCCCAGCGCUGAGGCCGAGAGCUGCGGCAGCCCCGGCGCCAGCAACGGCGACGCCUUCAACGGCUCCCUGGAGUUUUGCCGGGCCGACUCGGAGCGGGACGGCAACGGCAACCAGCUGCUGCAGAAGGGGCCCCAGGAGGAGGUGAUGCAGCGGCUCAUGAACCUCUACACGCUGCUGCACGGCUUGCAGGCGGCGGUGAGCCAGCAGGACACGCUGCUGGAGCUGCAGCUGCAGGAGGGCCCCGAGCGGCGGGAGCGGCUGGCGCGCGGCGGAGGAGGCGGCGGGGCGGCGGCGCAGCCCGCGGAGAAGCCCAGCACGGAGCUGGCACUGCUGCAGCGGCAGCACGCGCUGCUGCAAGAGGAGCUCGCUCGCUGCCGGCAGCUGGGCCAGGAGCGGGCGCAGGAGGCGGCGGCGCUGGAGGGGCGCCUGCGCGACGGCGAGCAGCAGCGCGGGCGGCUGGAGCGCGAGCUCGACGAGGCCCGCCGGCAGCUGGCCGCCCUGCGGCAGGAGGCCGGCGCCCGGGGCCGCCGCGCCGCCGAUCCGCGCCGGAGGAGCCUGCCCGCCGGCGACGCGCUCUAUCUCAGCUUCACGCCCCCCCAGAUGAGCCACGGCGGCAACCACGGGGGCCUCUCCUACCACCACGCGUUCGGCACGUGCCCCCGCGCCGAGCUGGACUACCGGGGCGACGGCGAGCGGCUGCGGGAGGGUGAGGCCGCCCUGGAGGCGCUGCUGGAGGACGAGGGCCUGCCCGGCCGGCACUCCCCUCCCGCCAGCCCCCGAGAUUUCCUGCGGAUGCAAGACAUUCCCGAGGAGGUGGAGAGCAGCCAGGAGCUGAAGGAGGGCGACGGCGGCUCCGCGGACACUUAGGGACCGGCUCACCCCGUCCCCAGGGGCCGGCUGCGGGGGGGGGGGGCGUGGGGGGGGGGCAGCGAGCCGGGAGCCGCUAUUCCCAUGGGAGCUGCUCUUCCCGCAGGAGCCGCGUGGGCACGUCGGGGCUGGGGGUCCCGUCCCCCCCCCCGUCCUCCUCUGGGGGGGGGGCACGGUGUUUCGGGGCCGAUGCCCCCCUCCGCUCGGGUUAAUUUAUUUAUUUAGUCUCGGUGGGGCGGGAGGAGGCACCGGGGGGUCCCGGGCGCCGCUGGGGGGGCACAAACCACCCCCCACCCGCGUCCCCGGGGGGGCAGCAAUGUCCCCGCAUGACCCCGCGUCGGGGAGGGGGGGCUGCCCGGGACCCCCCACCCGGCCCGGGGGGGCUGCGGCCCUACCGAAGCUCCUCCGCCCCAGCGGUUUUGGGGGCCGGGGGGGCCCUGGCGCAGGGCAAGGCGCCCCGACCCAACGCCCCGAAGCGGCGCUUUUAAUCGGUUUGUUGUUUCCCCUUGGUUUAACUGUACAAAAAAGCAAAAAAACCCCAAAAAACAGAGGCGAUUAAUUAAAUGGACACAUUUGGA
Molecule: messenger RNA, 4268 nt
Organism: Dromaius novaehollandiae (emu)
Lineage: Eukaryota; Metazoa; Chordata; Aves; Casuariiformes; Dromaiidae
Gene: ARHGEF2
Product: Rho/Rac guanine nucleotide exchange factor 2
Exons: 27
Coding region: 154-3690 (1178 amino acids)
Biological process (GO): regulation of Rho protein signal transduction; positive regulation of neuron differentiation; actin filament organization
Cellular component (GO): cytoskeleton; ruffle membrane
Molecular function (GO): microtubule binding; guanyl-nucleotide exchange factor activity
Source: RefSeq, a predicted model, not a curated record